Messenger RNA from Vicia villosa (hairy vetch), 1016 nucleotides. Its product is annotated as histone H1. The record is from RefSeq and is a predicted model, not a curated record. Gene Ontology annotation, molecular function: double-stranded DNA binding; nucleosomal DNA binding; structural constituent of chromatin. The transcript has 2 exons. Gene Ontology annotation, biological process: chromosome condensation; negative regulation of DNA recombination; nucleosome assembly. NCBI's taxonomy places the organism in Eukaryota, Viridiplantae, Streptophyta, Magnoliopsida, Fabales, Fabaceae. Gene Ontology annotation, cellular component: nucleus; nucleosome. Bases 101 to 913 code for a protein of 270 amino acids.
UAAAUUCUAUGCAUUUUUCACGCAACAAGUUUAAUUCAAACUAAUUAGUAGUCUUUCGCACUCAUCAAUUUCUUUUCAUACACGUUCAAUUAAGUUUGCAAUGGCCACAGAAGAACCCAUUGUCGCGGUGGAAUCUGUUUCCGAACCAAUUGUCACCGAACCAACAAUUACCGAGCCUCAGGUCCCGGAGAAGGAGGAACCUAAAGCUGAAGCAGAAAAGACGAAGAAAACCAAGGAAUCAAAGCCUAAGAAAGCUUCUAAGCCACGAAACCCUGCUGCACAUCCAACUUACGAAGAGAUGAUUAAGGAUGCAAUAGUGUCGCUGAAGGAGAAGAACGGUUCGAGCCAAUACGCGAUUGCGAAAUUCAUUGAAGAGAAACACAAACAGCUUCCUGCAAACUUCAAGAAGCUAUUGCUUCAAAAUUUGAAGAAAAAAGUUGCUUCUGGAAAGCUUGUUAAGGUUAAAGGUUCAUUCAAGCUUUCUGCGGCGGCGAAGAAGCCCGCAGUUGCCAAGCCGAAGCCAAAGACAGCUGCUAAGAAGGCUGUGAAAGCUAAGCCAGCUGCUAAGCCAAAAGCUAAAGCUGUCGUCAAGCCAAAGGUUGCUUCAAAGGCCAAAUCUGUAGCUGCAAAGCCCAAAAAAGACGCAGCCAAGCCCAAAACUACCGCUGCUAAGCCCAAAUCUACUGUUGUCAAGACUAAAGUUGCUGCCAAGCCAAAAGCAGUUGUUAAACCGAAGUCCAAGGUGAAGCCAGCUAAGGUUGCAAAGACAUCGGCUAAGACAACACCGGGAAAGAAAGUUGCCGCUGUGAAGAAAGUUGUGGCUGCAAAGAAAGCUCCUGUUAAGAGCGUGAAGGCUAAAAGCGUGAAGUCUCCAGUGAAGAAGGUUUCAGUUAAGAGAGGUGGAAGGAAAUGAGAGUUUAGUUUUGAUGUUGUAAAGAUCUCUACGUUUUCAGUUUAGUUACUUGUAUUAGUUUUAAAUAAAGUUUUUAUAAUACAUACAAAAUUUCUUUGUCCAA